This is a messenger RNA of Beauveria bassiana ARSEF 2860, 1299 nucleotides long. RefSeq names its product acetyl-CoA acetyltransferase. The transcript is spliced from 2 exons. Bases 1 to 1299 code for a protein of 432 amino acids. The record is from RefSeq and is a predicted model, not a curated record. NCBI's taxonomy places the organism in Eukaryota, Fungi, Ascomycota, Sordariomycetes, Hypocreales, Cordycipitaceae. Gene Ontology annotation, biological process: fatty acid beta-oxidation. Gene Ontology annotation, molecular function: acetyl-CoA C-acetyltransferase activity.
AUGCCUGCCGCGCCACUUAGAACCGCCAGACUAAACAUGCUGGCCCAGCAUCUCGCUGCUGGUGCCCGCUCCCGCUCCUUUUCCACGGGGUCGGUCCUCCGCAAGGAGUUACAGGACGCCUACAUCCUGAGCGCUGCCAGAACUCCCACUGCCAAGUUCAACGGCUCCUACCUCAACGUCACUGCGCCCCAGCUUGGUGCCGUCGCCAUCAAGUCUGCCCUCGAGAAGUCCAAGGUCCCCACCGAGAAGAUCACCGAUGUCUACAUGGGCAAUGUCCUCUCCGGCAGCGUCGGCCAAGCUCCUGCCCGCCAGGCCGUCAUCUUUGCCGGCCUGCCCGAGACCACCGAGGCCAUCACCAUCAACAAGGUCUGCUCCUCCGGUCUCAAGGCCGUCGUAUUUGCCGCCCAAAACAUCCAGAUGGGUCUUGCCGAGGCCCAGAUUGCUGGUGGCAUGGAGAACAUGUCGCGUGUUCCUUACUACAUUAACCGAUCCAGCAGCCUCCCUGCUUUUGGUCACGCCAAGUUGGAAGAUGGACUGAUCAAGGACGGCCUCACCGACGUCUAUGAGCAGUUCCACAUGGGAAAUUGCUGCGAGAAUACCGUCAAAAAGCACAACAUUACCCGCGAGCAGCAGGACGAGUACGCCAUCCAGUCUUACCGCAAUGCCCAAAAGGCCUGGGCCGACAAGGCCUUUGCCGAGGAAAUUGCCCCCGUGACCGUCAAGGGUCGCAAGGGCGAUACCGUCAUCGACACCGACGAGGGCUUCCAAGACAUCAAGUUUGAAAAGGUUCCCACCUUGAAGCCUGCUUUUGUCCGCGAUGGGACCGGCACCGUCACUGCCGCCAACUCUUCCACCCUCAACGACGGCGCCAGCGCUCUCGUGCUCGGCAACCGCUCCAUUGCUGAAAAGUACGGCAAGGACUCGCGUGUCCUGGCCAAGAUUGUCAGCUACGCCGAUGCCGCCAUGGCGCCCAUCGACUUCCCCAUCGCCCCCGCCAAGGCCGUUCCGAUUGCGCUGGAGCGUGCCGGCAUCACAAAGGAUCAGGUCGCAGUGUGGGAGUUUAACGAGGCCUUUGCCGGUGUCAUUCUCGCCAACCAGAAGAUUCUUGGCCUCGAAGGCGCCAAGGUCAACCCUCUCGGUGGAGCAAUCUCCCUCGGCCACGCCCUGGGUAGUUCUGGAUCGCGCAUCCUGACCACCCUUCUUCACCAGCUCAAGCCUGGCGAGUAUGGUGUCGCCGCCAUUUGCAAUGGCGGUGGUGCUGCUACUGCCAUGGUUGUGCAGCGGGUUGAGUCUGUAUAA